CAAUUUUCGUCUCUCUCACUCCCUCCCUCUCAUAUUUCAAAACUGAAAUUCAUCUGUAUCGUGUUCAAAAUUUCCACCAACUUGAAUUCGAAAAGACAAAUCCUGCUGGCUGGAAAAGGGAAAAAUUUUCUGCUUUGUUAUCAGCUUGUCCGUGGAGCUGUCUGGCAAACAUGUAACUUUAGACCUACGUGGAAUAAUUACUUCAUAAGUGAAGUUCAACUGGCAGAUCUAGCUGUAGGGCUUUGGUCAGAAUUAAGCUGCACAUGCUCUCCUUUGGUCCUUUUGAAAAAGAAAAAUAAUGCAGCCAUGAUUUGCCAAGUAUUUACUCUUUACUCAUGCUAUUUUUUCCUUCAGCUUUGUCAUCAGCUUGUCUGUGGAGCUAUCUGGCAAACAUGUAGCUUUCGACCUACGUAG
This is a messenger RNA of Striga asiatica, 414 nucleotides long. Lineage: Eukaryota; Viridiplantae; Streptophyta; Magnoliopsida; Lamiales; Orobanchaceae. The record is from the annotation of a GenBank genome assembly.